GAUAAUCUUCAAUGUAAACGAUCUAUCCCGAUAACUUUGGAUGGGUUUUUGGGUUGCGGUUUUUUACAAUAUUCUGUUUCUCAGUUUGAGAGAUGUGAGAAAACGAACCGAUUACGUUUGCAGAAUUAUAUGCAGCUUAAGGAAAGGAUGCGUCGGAAUGCUAUUAAGAAAAAGAUUGGCGAUAAUUCAUUACAUAUUGGGAAUAGGGGCACUUAUGGUAUUAUUACGGAGAAAAAUUAUAAACUCUUUAAUGGUGAGAAGAAGCGGAAGAGAGUGGAGAAUCCUAAUACUUAUUUUGAAUUUGGCGUGCCUGUGUCACAUCGCUCUUUAAAGAAAAUAGAAAAUGUUAAGGAGGAUACGGAGAGAACCGUCAAUGAUGAGAUGCGUGCGUGUUUGGAAGUUAAUAAGGAUCUUACUAACGGUGUAAAGAUUAAGGAUUUAAUUAUUAAGUAUCAUAAAAGGAUUCCGAGCUGGUCGAGGUCGCUUAUGAGUAUUGCUUUAAUGGAGAAGUAUCUGAAUCAGAAGGAACCUGUUGAGUACACUUCGAAGUUUCAGCCAGCGAAUUUCAAUGUCACUGCAAAGAUGAGAGCUUGGGUGAAUGAAAAUCUUAAGGCGAAACCGGAACGUCCUAGGUCAAUGUUGCUUAUUGGGGAGACGAGAAAAGGGAAAACUAAGUGGGCUCGGAGUCUUGGAAAACAUAUUUAUUGGAAUGGUAAUCAUAAUUUGGAUAAAUGGAAGAAGGAGGCUGAAUAUAUUGUAAUGGAUGAUUUUACGUGGGUUCAUAAAAAGAAUUUUAAAUAUAAUUCUGAUUAUAUCGAAAGAUGGAAGCCGGUUAUAGGAUGUCAGGAGGAGUUUGAGAUGACUGAUAAGUAUCGUCAUAAGCAGACAUGCUAUGAACCAAAACCGUGUAUUAUUCUCUGCAGUCGCGAUCAGGAUCCGUGGAUGGAUAUGGAUGAGGAUUUUAAAGAAUACUUUGAUGCUAAUGUUGUCGUGAUCGAUUUGGGGAGUAGAGAUAUACGAAAAAUAAAUUCUUUAUCCGUUAAUAGGUCUUUGGAGUGUGUGAGUUCUGUCGAAUCUGAUGAAAGACGUAAGCGGGUUAAAAAUGGGUAA
Acaulospora morrowiae is the source of this 1110-nucleotide messenger RNA. The record is from the annotation of a GenBank genome assembly. Lineage: Eukaryota; Fungi; Glomeromycota; Glomeromycetes; Diversisporales; Acaulosporaceae.